Messenger RNA from Ricinus communis (castor bean), 1711 nucleotides. Its product is annotated as cyclin-D2-1. The record is from RefSeq and is a predicted model, not a curated record. The coding region runs from base 431 to 1468 and encodes 345 amino acids. NCBI's taxonomy places the organism in Eukaryota, Viridiplantae, Streptophyta, Magnoliopsida, Malpighiales, Euphorbiaceae. Gene Ontology annotation, cellular component: nucleus; cyclin-dependent protein kinase holoenzyme complex; cytoplasm. Gene Ontology annotation, biological process: regulation of cyclin-dependent protein serine/threonine kinase activity; mitotic cell cycle phase transition. The transcript is spliced from 5 exons. Gene Ontology annotation, molecular function: cyclin-dependent protein serine/threonine kinase regulator activity.
CUAUAUAUGUGAUAUGAUCCAAGGGACAAAUGGUCCACACAAGAAAUUCUAUAUCAUUUUACUAUUGGUCAAAAUAAGAAAAAAAUCAAAGUCACUCCCUGCUAUAUCCACGUCUACAAUCUUGACGCCCUUCCCUAUCCCACACACACUCACUCUUGUCUAAGCCUACAAAUCCAGAAAAAAAGAGUAAAUAAAAAUAAAAAUGAGAAAAAUGAAGAGAGAGUAGAGUACACGAAGAGCUUAAAACAUGCUACACACAGACUACUCAUAACAUAAACCAUGACCGUACCAAACCCACAAGCCACCACCACCACCCCCACCGCCACCACCAAUUCUUCUCUCUUAAUCCACCACCGCCGCCGCCGCCGUUGUUUCUUCCUCACCAAUGCCGUCACUCUCCCGUUAACUUCUUUCGUCAUUUCUCAUAAUUAUGUCUCACUCACCAAACCGUUCUUCCGCUUCUUCCGCUGCUAACAACUUGUACUGUGACGAAGACGCCGGCGAACUCGUCCAAUCUCAACCUCACACGCGGAUCUCCUCCCAUCAUCUCCAAUCUCCACCGUUAGAUGAAAGUACUUUUAACACGCUCAUUGGCUCUGAACCUCACUUCUCUCCUUUCUCUGAUUACCUCAUCCGUUUCCGUCACCGUUCCAUCGACAUCACCGCUCGUCAAGACUCCAUUAACUGGAUCCUCAAGGUGCGUGCAUAUUAUCGUUUCAGGCCAGCAACGGUGUUACUCUCCGUUAACUACUUCGACCGUUUCCUUUCUUCUCAUUCUUUUCCGGGAAAUGGGUGGCCGUUACAGCUAUUAUCAGUGGCGUGUUUGUCUUUAGCGGCAAAAAUGGAAGAGAUGCACGUGCCAUUAUUAUUAGACCUUCAAGUACUUGAACCCGGAUUCAUAUUUGAACCCAAAACCAUUCAAAGGAUGGAGCUCCAUGUUAUGUCUAAUCUCAAUUGGCGACUGCGUUCUGUUACUCCUUUUGAUUAUCUCGAUUAUUUCAUCUCUAGAUUGCCUUCAAACUCCUGUCCAGAACCCGAUGCUUACAGUCGGGUCUUCACCGCUUGUUCGGAUCUCAUUCUUAGCACAACCCGCGUGAUUGACUUCUUGGGCUUUACGGCAUCAACGAUAGCAGCAGCGGCUGUGCUAUGUGCUGCCGGCGCCGGAGAGAGUCUUGAAACACCGGCGAUUAACGAAGAGUUAUUUCAUAAGAGAAUAAAUAAAGAAAUGGUGAGAAGCUGUCACCAACUAAUGCAGGAGUACUUAAUUGACACGUGUCCAUCAGCUCGGUUUAAAGAUACAACAUCUGAGCCGCCAGUAGCGCCGCCUAGCCCAGUUGCCGUGCUCGACGCCGCUGCUUGUAGGAGCUGUGACACGCGUUCCGAGAAUCCUAGUUCUGUUAGCCAAGCCGAAGCUGAGCCACUGGCAAAGCGGCCUCGAUCCUCUGCGUCGGAUGUACAGCAACCGUAGAUAAGACAACCACUAGUUAUAUAUAUCGUAUAAUAUCUCUCUCUAAUUUUUAUAUAUCUCUUUUGUUAGAGUGAGAGAGAGAGAGAGAGAGUAGAAGACCCUACCUUUUUUCUUCUUUUUUUUUUCGUUAUCAUUAUGCGUUGAUUAUAUAAAGGAAUUGGGGAUAGUCUCAAGUUUAAGUGAAAAAUGAAGAGGGUUUUUGUUAGUUUUUAAUAUUUAUAUAAGAAUUUAUUUUUUUCUUUA